AUGUUUCCAAAGUUGGGUCAAGGUUUUGUUGUUGUUGUUUCAUGUGCCUGGAACUUUCCGUAUAGAAGAGAAUUGUAUGAUUGGGAAUUGAUUGAAGAAGCUAAUUUGAUUGCAGCUUUAUCCUAUGCUCCUCCUUUAUGUAAUGAAAAUGCAGAUUACCUUAUAUGGUCUAAUGAUGUUGCAGCCCAUACUCAGUUCUCUGUAGUUGACCUAUAUGCUCACAGCUCUUCCCUCCUUGGUCCUAAUCUAAGAAUUUGCAAACAGGUUUGGAACUCUUUGUUGCCCCCAAAAGUCUCCUUCUUUUGCUGGCUGGCCUGGAAAAAUAAAGUGAAAUCUUCAGAGUUCUUGCACAAGAUUGGCUUACUUGAUAGCAGCACUUCAACUCUCUGUCCAUUUUGUAAUUAUGAACCUGAAACUAAUAUCCAUGUCUUGCUUCAUUGUCCCUUCUCUUGGCUGAUUUGGUCCUCAGUGAUUAAGGAAUGGGGGCUUCAAUGGUGCAUUUCAAGUUCAGUAGCUGGUUUAUUUCAUUGGUGGAUGAGUGAGAAAUUUCAGAAGUAUGUUAGAAUAAUUUGGAGAGCCCUCCCCUUAGUCAUAUUGUGGUCUCUUUGGAAGCAUAAGAAUGAUUGUGUCUUUUCUAAGGCUCAGCCCAAUUUUCCUGGUCUGCUGGAUCUCAUCAAAUUUAGAUCUGCCCUCUGGCUCAAAGCAUCAGUCAAGGAUUUCCCCUUCUCAGUGGAUGAUAUAGUCUUCAAGUGGAAGCAGAUCAGGGGCUCAGAUUGA
This is a messenger RNA of Camellia sinensis, 777 nucleotides long. Lineage: Eukaryota; Viridiplantae; Streptophyta; Magnoliopsida; Ericales; Theaceae. The record is from RefSeq and is a predicted model, not a curated record.